GAGAAAGGUGCCGAUCGCUUAGCAACGUGGACGCCUGGUGCUGAACCGGAUACUAGCACAGGACUUCAGUCGAGGAGCUGAGGGAUUUUACAAAUUCGUCUAGCUAAAACAGUAUCUCAGAACUUGAGUGAUGGAGAGGAUAUGUCUUGACAAGACUGCAUCUAAGGCAGUGGACGACUAUCUGGAGUACAGGAGGUUUGUCUUGCUUGCCAAUUAACAUCCUUCUAGGAUUAUAUUCAGCCUGGAGCACUGCUGGAAUGUUCCUCUGUCACCUGACUGACUGUGUAGGCCUAUUUGCUUUGUUAUGUUUGCCUUCAGACAACUUAGAAAGUGCACACAUUCCUUGUAUGUAGAAUGUCACCAAGGCCAUUUUUCUGGAGUCAGUUUAUUUUAGAAUAGCCUUCCUUCCUUUCCUUCCUCAGCAGAUCAAUCUAAUGGGACUACAUAGGUGAAACUGAUGAAAUGAUGAAGUUGAAUGUCUAGUUUACCAUAUAGCAUACUACUUGUGUAUCAGUAUUAUAGUUAAGGAGGAAAGGAAUAAUUUGCAGAAUCAGGCUACUCUAUGAUCAGAACUACUAAUCAUUAACACCAUUAACUUGGAAAAUAUUAGUUUUUUCAGGACUAACUCCUCCAUCAGAUUUCUCAUGAUUUGGGGUCCGUUUCUGGACCUUCUGGACAGAGACUGAUCGUGAAGACUGACUAGGAACGCUUAUUGUUAUUGUAACUGUCAUUGUUGCUCUAUUCUUGUCCCUUGUCUUGCAAUACUUAAGCAAUACUUAAUUUCAUAUGUCUGGCAGCUGUGUAUUUGUGUUAUUUCUUUGUGUGUUCUUGUUUUGUACUACAAAAAUAAAAAAUAAAUACUAAUCCUACCCCUGUGCUGUGGCACCUGUUGUUGUGUGUCAGGAUCGUGGGUGAAGACGAUGGCGGCAGACUAUUCUCCCCAGAGGAAUAUGAAAAGUAUAAGAGAACAGAGUUGCCCAAGAGACAACACAACAGGCUGUAUGUGAGCUUUGGAGUGCCAGGGGGAAUAGACUGUAAACUCAUCGGCCCAGAGACACCUUGCUUCUGCACACACAGGUACACGUUAGCAACAUCCUCCAUCUCUAGUAGAACACUGUGAUUAGUUCAUUAAUUGUGUGCCUCCAAAAUGCACUAUGACCUCUGCAAAGAGAUCUGAACCGUUAUGGCUGAGGAGGAAGCAUGGUUUCCCAGGAACCGCAUGGUCACUGGUUCAAGCAUCACUCCAGCUAUCCUUCUUAAUCGCUACACUUGUCUUGGGUUGAACCCCUCCAGGUACAAACAGCAUCAGACAGACUUUGAGGAGGUUCCUUUGGAGCGUCCGAUAGCGCUACCAUGCCGGGUUCGAGGGUGUCGGUGUUUGGCCUUCCAGUACGUGCACCUGAAUGGGUCGCAGCCCGUACGCUGCAGGUGCAAGCACUCUGCCUACGACCACAGUGAGACCACAGAACACCUGUGUGGGAAAUGUGAGUCUCUGUUGUCCCCUCGCUGAAGCACUGAGUCAUUGUUAUAACACUCCUUCUAUACUCCCUGCCUUCCAAUUUGUUGUGUUAAAAGUAGUGUCAGUGUUGUUGAGGCCACAUUGACCUACCUCUCCUCUCUCUCUGUCCUCAGGCUCAUCCUGCUCUGGGUUCCGGAGCCCCUUCAGCUGUGGGUGUGGCCAGCCUAGCUCCGCCCACCAGACACUGGUGGAGACGAAGGCAGAACGGGAGUCCCGGGGUCGGCCGGUGGGCAGAGAUGUUCCGUACGCAGCCAUGGGGGGUCUGACAGGGUUCAGCUCCCUGGCUGAUGGGUACCUGAGACUGGAUGAUAGCGGGGCAGGUGAGACCUCCAGGCUGCAUCACAGACUCAUCACAGACUCACUGACAAGAGACAGCCACAAGAUGAAUUACAGCAUAGACAUCCCAGUCUAUCUAAUGAGUCUAAUUUUAGCCUUAGAUAUGAGAUAUCGAAUUGUUACCCUUGACCUUGUGCGUGCGUGUGCCUGCGUAGGUGCCCCUCCCCUGUCUGUUCUGUCAUCUCAACAGGAGCAUGUGUUUGAGAAAGCCUAUGGACCAGCAGCAGCCUCAGGACCUACAGGUCAGAACCCAACCAAGCUAUAGGAGGCUUUGGGGUACAUCAUUAUGACUGUGCUUUGAAAUGUCUAGCCUGGGAAGCGCAUGCUUCUCACGUACGAUAUUUGGAAGGGUGGCCUGGCGAGACUAUGAAAUGUCUAAUCUGAGUGUAAUUUAGGAUGCAAUUUAUCCUAUAGUUCAGGGUUUCCCAAACUCGGUCCUGUUUUGGUUUUUGCCCUAGCACUACACAGCUGAUUCAAAUAAUCUAAGCUUGAUUAUGAGUUGGUUAUUUGAAUCAGGACCAGGACCGAGUUAAGGAAACCCUGCUAUAGAGCAUAUAGAAAUCCUAAACAGAGAUGAUAUUUGUCUCAUAAUAGAUGUAUUGCGUUAAUUUAAUAGUUUCCCUCUGAUAUGUAGAGGAGAGCUCAGUGACGUCCGUGACCAGGGCUCUGUCUGACCUCGGCACCAGAGAGGAAGAAGACAUGGCGUACUUCGAGAGACGCUACCAGGAGAGGGUGAGGAGGACAAUUCUCUAAUGAAAAACUGGAGGCCAGCAAAGAGCA
This is a messenger RNA of Coregonus sp. 'balchen', 2635 nucleotides long. The record is from the annotation of a GenBank genome assembly. NCBI's taxonomy places the organism in Eukaryota, Metazoa, Chordata, Actinopteri, Salmoniformes, Salmonidae.